This is a messenger RNA of Scleropages formosus (Asian bonytongue), 1150 nucleotides long. RefSeq names its product linker histone H1M (gene h1m). Gene Ontology annotation, cellular component: nucleus; nucleosome. Gene Ontology annotation, molecular function: nucleosomal DNA binding; double-stranded DNA binding; structural constituent of chromatin. The transcript has 5 exons. NCBI's taxonomy places the organism in Eukaryota, Metazoa, Chordata, Actinopteri, Osteoglossiformes, Osteoglossidae. Gene Ontology annotation, biological process: chromosome condensation; negative regulation of DNA recombination; nucleosome assembly. The record is from RefSeq and is a predicted model, not a curated record. The coding region runs from base 324 to 1094 and encodes 256 amino acids.
UAAAUUAUUUAAAAAAAAAAAACCCACUAGACACACAAAAACACCAAGAAUCUAUGUAACAAACACUUGUGGUUACAGAUUUUAUUUUCAUUUGCUGAUUGUAAGUGACCAGUAGCCGAUGGCCAUCGAUUCACUGAUUGACAGACUAAUUGAUGGGUUUGCUGAUUGAUCGAGUGACUGAUCAGAAGACACACCUGCAUUAUAUAAGUGGUCCUUUGGAACUGCGUUGACUAUGGUAGCAUGAGUUCUUAGCAGUGGUGAAGAAGAAAGGAAGGACACCUCCAACACUGCUUACCCUCCCUGGUAACUAUAGGGCUUCAAAGAUGCCCCCUAAGAAAGUAAAAUCAGUGGAGUCCUCUGAUUCAGAGGAGUUGUUUCCUCCUCCUGAUCCACCGAAGAGGCCCAAAGAGGCAGAGAAGAGUAAAGCAGAUCCUCCGAAACCCCCUAAAGCCCGAGUGGCUCGGAAGGCGUCUGCUCAUCCUUCAACUAUGGAGAUGGUCAAAGAGGCCCUCAAAGCACUGGACUCCAGGAAAGGAUCCUCCGCACAAGCAAUUCGGGGCUACAUCCUGGACAAGUAUCCAUCUGUGGAUGCAGUCAGGCUCAAGUACAUGUUGCGAAAGGCCUUGACCAAAGGCAUCGAGAGCGGUGACCUGGUGAGACCAGCCAACUCAUCUGGCAACGGCGCCCAGGGGAGGUUCCGAAUUCCAGCGAAAAGCAAAACCAAAGAAAUCAAAGCGAAGGCUUCUGAAAACACAGACCCUAAUGCUGGAAGAGCUCUGAAAGCAGAAAAGGCUGCUGUGAAAACUUCCAAAGUCCAAGAAGGUCCGGAGAAGGUCAAGCUAACAGCCAAGAAGCAGAGAACCAAAACUGCUGAGGCCAUGGUGUCUCCAGUGGGGCUCGACUCAAAAAAGGGAACUGCGGCCAAGAAGCCAAAGGCCAAGAAAGUGGCUGCAGCUGCAAGUCAGACCUCAGAGAAGGUGACAGGGGCUCCUCCACGGAAGGGUAAAAGUACAGCAAGAGCACCACCUGGGAAGGAGGGUGAGGGGGUUCCUGCACCCCGACAUGCCAGGAAAGUUGCUAAGAUCAUGACGUGAAACUUGAUGGACUUAUUUUUAAAAUUUUGCUCUGCACUUGAAUAAAAUUCUUGUAU